CGAUUUCCCACGGAAACCUCUCAUCUUCAACAGAGGGAAUAACCGCAGGUCAAAACCCACCCUCCGCUACCGGAUCGCGGGCAACGGCGGAAGUGGAAGGGCCGCGGCCUGCCUCGGAGGGAGACCGGACGGGACCGGGAGGCGCCGCCGUUGCUACCGCCCAGCGCAGCCCCGCCGAGCCGCCAUGAGUGACCAGCAGCUGGAUUGUGCCUUGGAUUUGAUGAGGCGUCUGCCUCCGCAGCAGAUAGAGAAGAAUCUCAGUGACCUCAUUGACUUGGUUCCAAGCCUCUGUGAAGAUCUCCUCUCCUCUGUUGAUCAGCCAUUGAAGAUUGCACGAGAUAAGGUGGUAGGAAAAGACUAUCUAUUGUGUGACUACAACAGAGAUGGAGACUCAUAUAGAUCACCAUGGAGUAACAAAUACGAUCCUCCCCUGGAAGACGGUGCCAUGCCAUCUGCUCGCCUGCGCAAGCUGGAGGUGGAAGCCAACAAUGCCUUUGACCAGUACAGAGACUUGUAUUUUGAAGGUGGAGUCUCCUCUGUCUACCUCUGGGAUUUGGAUCAUGGUUUUGCUGGGGUGAUCCUCAUUAAGAAAGCUGGAGAUGGAUCAAAGAAGAUUAAGGGAUGCUGGGAUUCCAUCCACGUGGUGGAGGUUCAGGAGAAAUCCAGUGGUCGUACUGCUCAUUACAAGCUGACCUCCACAGUGAUGCUGUGGCUGCAGACUAAUAAAACUGGUUCUGGUACCAUGAACCUUGGAGGGAGCCUUACCAGACAGAUGGAGAAAGAUGAGACUGUGAGUGACUCCUCUCCACACAUAGCCAAUAUUGGACGCUUGGUAGAGGACAUGGAAAACAAAAUCAGAAGUACACUGAAUGAGAUUUAUUUUGGAAAAACAAAGGACAUCGUUAAUGGGCUGAGAUCUAUUGAUGCUAUCCCCGACAACCAAAAGUAUAAGCAGUUGCAGAGGGAGCUUUCUCAAGUGUUGACCCAGCGCCAGAUCUACAUCCAGCCUGAUAACUAAACCAAUCCAGGUCUGUGCAGACUUUUGCAGACAAAUCAAAACAAGAAGCUCUUAAAAACGACCUGGUGGAGGCUUUGAAGAGAAAGCAGCAAAGUUAAAAUACUCUUCAUGCUAACAACACAUGCCAUGCACUCAUUAGAUUCCUUUCUUAGAAAACUCAUCCCCCCCCUUGCCCUUUUCUGUUACGUCACGUCACAAUUUGCAUUCAGUACUAUCCAUGCAACGCCAUCUUCUCCCCAUGAAUAAAGCUGUACAAACUUU
Harpia harpyja (harpy eagle) is the source of this 1279-nucleotide messenger RNA. RefSeq names its product capping actin protein of muscle Z-line subunit beta (gene CAPZB). NCBI's taxonomy places the organism in Eukaryota, Metazoa, Chordata, Aves, Accipitriformes, Accipitridae. The record is from RefSeq and is a predicted model, not a curated record. Gene Ontology annotation, cellular component: cytoplasm; F-actin capping protein complex. The coding region runs from base 185 to 1018 and encodes 277 amino acids. Gene Ontology annotation, molecular function: actin filament binding. Gene Ontology annotation, biological process: regulation of lamellipodium assembly; actin cytoskeleton organization; negative regulation of filopodium assembly. The transcript is spliced from 11 exons.